Molecule: messenger RNA, 453 nt
Organism: Perkinsus marinus ATCC 50983
Lineage: Eukaryota; Perkinsozoa; Perkinsida; Perkinsidae
Product: 40S ribosomal protein S27-4, putative
Exons: 2
Coding region: 30-275 (81 amino acids)
Biological process (GO): ribosomal small subunit assembly; translation
Cellular component (GO): cytosolic small ribosomal subunit; ribosome
Molecular function (GO): structural constituent of ribosome; RNA binding
Source: RefSeq, a predicted model, not a curated record
UUGCUGAAGUAGUCCGCCAUAUUGUUACCAUGAACGUCGAUCUCCUCCAUCCCGAUCCCGAACUUGAGAAGUCUAAGCAUAAGCUGAAGCGCUUGGUACAAUCCCCUAACUCCUACUUCAUGGAUGUCAAGUGCCCUGGUUGCUCCCAGAUCACUACCGUCUUCUCGCACGCUCAGACUGUCGUCCUUUGCGGUAACUGCAACGUGAUGCUCUGCCAGCCCACUGGUGGUCGCGCUCGUCUCACUGAGGGUACUUCUUAUCGUAGGAAGGAUUAAGUAGUCAAGUUGCAAUAACUUCUUAUACGCUCAUUGGUAUAUUUACGUGUUGAUGAUCUCUAGCUACUACCUGUGGAGGAAGGUGUUUGUCUGCUGCCAAGUUUCGGUGACUGCAGUUUGCUUACACUCUGACCGGUAGUCGGCGAUCCUGUACACAUAACGGCGGCUUCCAGGAUUG